AGAGCACACGCCCACACCCACAACGCAGCAUCUCUUCCAACCACACACUGUCUGUGUCCUUGUUCCAACUACUGCCAUUCGUCGAUCCUGCGCACGUUUCCUUUCUUCCCUUUCCUUUCUCACCAUCUCCAAAUCGCUCCUUUGCCAUUCGUCCAUUCCGAUUUUCCAUCUUCAACCUUUUACUUCGAACUUACCGCGACCGACCGACUCGACUCGACUCCAACUGGCUUUCUUCAACGCGGACGAGUCAGCAAACAUCACGCCACAUCCCCUCCCCCUUCCUCCAACUUUUCUCGACGGCGUCUCACGUACGCACACGAAUUACCAGUACUCUCUUUCUCUCUCUCUGUCAUAAUAUCCUCGAAUAUCUGGUUCCUCAUGGCGACAACGACUCCUUGAAUUGCGCCGCGCUUCCUCUCCGUCCUCUCGCCCGCCUACGCCCCUUUGCCCAGGACGCACGCAUACGCGACGACCAACGCCAUCUCCCGCACCAGCCAUGGUGCCGCCGCCCGACGUUAUAGCCGCUCUGGCUACGGCGACGACUGCCGCAACCAUCUGCACAACGACAUAUAUGCCCGACUCGCAACUUGUCAAUCUCCCAGGCUUUGAACAACCGCUGCUGCUGGCCCAGCCCAUCGUCUUUGAGAUCCCGUGCCCCGAAGCACCGCCUGCGCCGCCGCUAGUUGUCCGCGCUUCCUCGCAGAAACAGCCCGACUCCCCAGCGCUCGAGCAAACCUCGCCCUCGCACCGAAAUAACCCGCUCCUCCUCACACAUACGACACCCUCUCCCCUGGUCUCGUCGCGGUCCCUCAGCAAUGGUAGUGCCGCCGCCGUGGGCCACCCGCCCGACCCCAGUCCCUACAGCUCCUUGCCCAGCGACCAAGUCAGCAACUUCCGAGACCCCUUCUUUGCCACUGUCUACCCCAUUGUAUAUACUCUUGCCGCCACGACCGUCAUAUCCUACAUGCUCGUCGUCAUGCUCUUCAUCACCCCGCGCUCCUUUAUCGACGGCGGCAUGGUCUAUCUCGGCAGCCGCAACAGCUUCAGCUCGGGAUCCGGCGGCGCCUCGAUCGGUGACCGCCCGCUGCUGCAAAAGAUUGCUGCCUUGACUGUGGCUAUAUCACUCACCAUUGCCACGGUAGACUCCAUGAAGGUUAUCCAGUUCCAGUACUCAAGGAGCUUCCAAAACGCCACAAGCCUCCAGAGCACCGUUAUGAGCACCACCGAAAUUAAGGUUUCUCGACUUAUAUCCAGCACGUUUCUCUGGCUUGCGCAAGCUCAAACGUUAAUUAGACUCUUUCCGCGACACCGCGAGCGCGUUAUUAUCAAAUGGGUCGCCUUCUUCCUUAUUACUCUCGACGUUAUUCUCUACGCCGUCAACCUCUUUGUAUUUUCCGAAUACGACAUUGUCAACGGCAAGCAACCAAAGACAUGGGUUCACCCAGUACCAGCGUUAACAUAUGUCUUUCAACUAUCCCUUGGGGUGCUUUAUGCCGUCUGGGUUGUGUACUAUGCGCUCAUGAAGCGCCGCUACGCCUUUUACCACCCCUUGAUGAAGAACAUGUGUCUCAUCUCGUCAUUAUCUAUCCUAUCCAUCUUUAUCCCUAUUAUUUUCUUUAUCCUAGACAUCACCGUAGAAAAGUUCUCCCGAUUGGGCGACUAUAUUCGAUGGGUUGGCGCAGCUGCUGCCAGUGUGGUUGUGUGGGAAUGGGUCGAGCGUAUAGAAGCCCUGGAGCGUGAAGAAAAGAAGGACGGCGUCUUGGGUCGCGAAGUUUUUGACGUCGAUGACAUGCUGCAGAUCAACGCAUCCGAGUUUCCCUGGCUGCGGCGCAGACGCUCCAAGAAGGAUGGCAAGGGCGACGGCGGCGACCUGGAACGACAGCCAACUGCAACAGCCAACGGCUGGGCCACGAUUCCGCAGCCUAACACAAGCAACAAUGACAAUAGAAACACGCGCGAGCCAGCUGCCGAGCACCGCUACCAUGUUCCUGACAUUUUGCGUCCACCGCCAUGGCGAGGUCACGGAGCGGCGACGCCCACCCGAACAGACACACCCAGUGUUGCCAGCACCGUUUACGCUGUCCGGUACCAGGGAGUGUCUGAGUCUACGCGCACGCCGGAUCCGAUUCCCAUGGCCCCCUCCGAGUGUCAGCGUACCCAGCGUGCUGUGCCUGCACCAGCACCUGCCGUUAUACCCGCGGAUGCGUCGUCCAACCAGCGACGGCCGCGACCAACACGCCAGCUCACGCGAGACACCAUUGAAGAAGCCAACGAAGAGCGCCGCUCCGAGGACCCGGAAAUGUCGGAGGUUCAGAACCCUCGCCCGCGCCGAGCCCGCGGGGCUUCGGUGGUGACCUCGACUGAAGUGAUUCGACACAUGGGUGACGACAUGCUGUGGCAUCCACAGAGCGAGCCGCGCGCCCAGUCUAACCGCUGGGAUGUCAAGUCUCGCUUUGAAGACUUUGCUGCCAAGCAGUCGGACCGCAUCCGAGAAAGGUUUCGCCCGUCGGUGGUGCCAGAUGACCUGCCUGUGACGGUGAUUCCCGCGCCGCCUCGACAGGGCGCGGCGCUACAGGAAGUUUUGGAAGAAGAGACGCUGCAUCAGAAGACGAUCGGCUCUUCGGCCACGGCCCAUGACCGGGACAGUGGACCUUCAUCGUCGGGCUCAGGCUCAGGUUCAGGGUCUGGAUCGGGUGCUCCUGGUCACCGUACCGGUCUUGCGCCUAUCCCACCCAACAAUCCACCUUUGUGGCCUGGUGUUAGACGGUUGGAAGGCAUCGAAUCAGAGGAAUGGAUCUCGGCUGAUGGCGAUGAUGCUACGCAGGAUGGUAGUAAUCAUAGCGGCCGUCAGUGAGGUUGGCAUGUUCUUGCGAUCUCAAGACCAAUGUAGAUAAUCUUUUUGUGUUUUUAUAUAUAGCGAGGCGUUUUCUAGGAUCAAGGACUUUGAUCUACAAUUUAUAUCCCCUGCAGCACACCUGCCGCAUUCUUUUAUCCUUUACACUGAUUUCCCAUUCAUAUGCAUAUGUAACGUUUGUGAAAAUGAAGAUGACUAUUUCCCUGUAAAAUUACAUGCUUCAUCCAAGGUGAGAGAUAAGGCAUAAAUAUAGAGCAGUGCUUUAUCUGAAGGC
Molecule: messenger RNA, 3128 nt
Organism: [Torrubiella] hemipterigena
Lineage: Eukaryota; Fungi; Ascomycota; Sordariomycetes; Hypocreales; Clavicipitaceae
Source: the annotation of a GenBank genome assembly